Messenger RNA from Lepus europaeus (European hare), 3261 nucleotides. RefSeq names its product BMI1 proto-oncogene, polycomb ring finger (gene BMI1). The transcript has 11 exons. Gene Ontology annotation, biological process: negative regulation of transcription by RNA polymerase II. Lineage: Eukaryota; Metazoa; Chordata; Mammalia; Lagomorpha; Leporidae. Gene Ontology annotation, cellular component: PRC1 complex. The record is from RefSeq and is a predicted model, not a curated record. The coding region runs from base 346 to 1326 and encodes 326 amino acids. Gene Ontology annotation, molecular function: promoter-specific chromatin binding.
GAGGAGGAGGCCGGGCUCGGGAGGCGGCAUGAGCCGAGCGCGGCGGCCGCGGCUGCUCUCGGCCGCGCUCGUUGCCCAUUGACAGCGGCGUCUGCAGCUCGCUUCAAGAUGGCCGCUUGGCUCGCAUUCAUUUUCUGCUGAACGACUUUUAACUUUCAUUGUCUUUUCCGCCCGCUUCGACCGCCUCUCGCCGGCUGCUUUUUCCGGCGAACCAGGUUCAAGUUGCUCGAACCGUCUAAAAUAACCAGAACCUCGGGAUUUUCGUUUGGACGCUGUGAGGAAGUUGUGCUAUAAAUUCGGAGACCUGGAACAAGCCCCAGUGGUUGGAUCUUGCAUCGAGCAGAAAUGCAUCGAACAACCAGAAUCAAGAUCACUGAGCUAAAUCCCCACCUAAUGUGUGUGCUUUGUGGAGGAUACUUCAUUGAUGCCACCACCAUAAUAGAAUGUCUACAUUCCUUCUGUAAAACAUGUAUUGUGCGUUACCUGGAGACCAGCAAGUAUUGUCCUAUCUGUGAUGUUCAAGUUCACAAAACCAGACCACUACUGAAUAUAAGGUCAGAUAAAACUCUUCAAGAUAUCGUAUACAAAUUAGUUCCAGGGCUUUUCAAAAAUGAAAUGAAGAGAAGAAGGGAUUUUUAUGCAGCUCAUCCUUCAGCUGAUGCUGCCAAUGGCUCUAAUGAAGAUAGAGGAGAAGUUGCAGAUGAAGAUAAGAGAAUUAUAACUGAUGAUGAAAUAAUAAGUUUAUCCAUUGAAUUCUUUGACCAGAACAGAUUGGAUCGGAAAGUAAGCAAAGACAAAGAGAAAUCUAAGGAGGAGGUGAAUGAUAAAAGAUAUUUACGAUGCCCAGCAGCGAUGACUGUGAUGCACUUAAGAAAGUUUCUCAGAAGUAAAAUGGACAUACCUAACACUUUCCAGAUUGAUGUCAUGUAUGAAGAGGAGCCCUUGAAGGAUUACUAUACACUAAUGGAUAUUGCCUACAUUUAUACCUGGAGAAGGAAUGGUCCACUUCCUUUGAAAUACAGAGUUCGACCUACUUGUAAGAGGAUGAAGAUCAGUCAUCAGAGAGAUGGACUGACAAAUGCUGGAGAACUGGAAAGUGACUCUGGGAGUGACAAGGCCAACAGCCCAGCAGGAGGUAUUCCCUCCACCUCUUCUUGUUUGCCUAGCCCCACUACUCCAGUGCAGUCUCCUCAUCCACAGUUUCCUCACAUUUCUAGUACUAUGAAUGGAACCAGCAACAGCCCCAGCGGUAACCACCAAUCUUCCUUUGCCAAUAGACCUCGAAAAUCAUCAGUAAAUGGGUCAUCAGCAACUUCAUCUGGUUGAUACCUGAGACUGUUAAGGAAAAAAAUUUUAAGCCCUGAUUUAUAUAGAUCUCUUCAUGCCAUUACAGCUUUAUAGAUGCUAAUACAUGUGACUAUAUCGUCCAAGUUGCUUUCUUUUGUAGUAACAUUAAAUUUGGCUAUAAAAGAUGGACUAGAUGUGCUAUUCAUAUGGACGUUAAUUGAAAAGAAAGAUUGUUAUUAUAAAAAAUUGGUUUCUGGGAAGGCAGGCAAGUUUUUUUUCUAUGUGUUAGGAAAGAUGUGAAAUGGUUUCUGUAACCAUUGUUUGGACUUGGAAAUACCCUGCAGUGGAUGUAAGCAUUGGGCCAUAGUUUGUUAAUCUCAACUAACGCCUACAUUACAUUCUCCUUGAUUGUUCUUGUUAUUAUGCUGUUUUGUGAAUCUGUAGAAAACAAGUGCUUUUUACCUUGAAAUUCAACAAAUGGAAAGAAUACGCAUAGAAUAAUGCAUUCUAUGUAGCCAUGUCACUGUGAAUAACGAUUUCUUGCAUAUUUAGCCAUUUUGAUUCCUGGUUGAUUUUUACUUCUCUGUUGCUACGCAAAACCGAUCAAAGAAAAGUAAACUUCAGUUUUACACUCUGUAUGCCUAAAAGCGGGUACUACCGUUUAUUUUACUGACUUGUUUAAAUGAUUCGCUUUUGUAAGAAUCAAAUGGCAUUAUGCUUGUUGUACAAUGCCAUAUUGGUAUAUGACAUAACAGGAGACAGUAUUGUAUGAUAUAUUUAUAAAUACUAUAAAGAAAAUAUUGUGUUUCAUGCAUUCAGAAGUGGUUGUUAAAAUUCUCCCAACUGGUUCGACCUUUGCAGAUACCCAUACUCUAUGUUGAGUCUUCUUUACUAACAUAGAAUGUUUUUAAUGUGGAUAUCAGAGUCUAAAUUCUGCAUUGCAAGCAGCUGCAAAUCAUAAUGCUGACUUCUCCAAUAAUACAUGCUUACUUUUAAAAUUGUUGCAGUACAGAAAAAACUUUUAAGGCAUACGGAAAUAGUGUCCUCAUUUUCCAUUGGUUAUGAUGGGACUAAUGUUUUUUAAAUGCAUCCUUAUCACUAAUUUCCGGAACAAAUUUUUAAAUAAACCAGCAAAUUACCAAAAGAAGACAUUUUAUCUAAAAUUAUUUUAAUAAGUGAUACAGCAGUAAUUUCAAAUUUAAGAGUUGCGUUAGCAGUUAACAGUGGAAUAUAUCUUCUCUGUAAUGUCUGGAAAUAGAAGCAGUUUAUUAGCUUCUACAGGUAUUUUUAAAUAGAGCAAGCAUGUCGAAUUUAAAAUAUGGAUAACCCCAACAAAUUUCAGUUUGUGUUUUGCUUUGGUCGAACUUGGUGUGUGUUCCACUCAUCAGUUAUUUGUGAGGGUGUUUAUUCUAUAUGAAUAUUGUUUCAUGUUUGUAUGGGAAAAUUGUAGCUAAACAUUUCAUUGUCCCCAGUCUGCAAAAGAAGCACAAUUUAUUGCUUUGUCUUGCUUAUAGUCAUUAAAUCAUUACUUUUACAUAUAUUGCUGUUACUUCUGCUUUCUUUAAAGAUACAGUAAUGAUGUUUUAUGAAGCCACAAAUACAUAUAUUUUUAUUUUGAUCUAAAUUUGUACAGUUCCAUUGUAAGUGUUGUUUCUAAUUAUAGAUGUAAAAUGAAAUUUCAUUUGUAAUUGGAAAAAAAUCCAAUAAAAAGGAUAUUCAUUUAGAAAAUAGCUAAGAUCUUUAAUAAAAAAAAAUUUGAUAUGAAAAGCACAAUGUGCAGAAGUUUUGGAAACCCUGUAGUGGAUUACAACAGGUCAAAGCUAAAGAAUACAUUGCUGUCUUAAAGUGAUGUUGCUAAAAAGUACAUGCUUUGUUGUAUAUUGCUUGAAAGCUCAUUGAAAGAUGUAUCUGUUUAUUUACUCUACAAUCUUUGAAGUAAAAGUUACCAAUGUUUGCCAAUUUGGGUGAAUUUAA